Molecule: messenger RNA, 1637 nt
Organism: Odocoileus virginianus texanus
Lineage: Eukaryota; Metazoa; Chordata; Mammalia; Artiodactyla; Cervidae
Source: RefSeq, a predicted model, not a curated record
CGCGGGGUGGAGCCCAUUUAUUUGAAUCCGAGAGGUGGUGUUUGGAACCGGGAGGAGUUGGGACCGCGGAGUGUAUGAGAACAUGUGCAGUAAUGUCAUCUCAAAAGAAAAUUAACUCUUGGGCACGAAGGAGGACUUCACAGGGUAGUAGUAGCUAUCAGACUAGACUCUCAGCCUGGAGAGUAAAAGAGGACCUAAGUGACUCAAAGAGCAUCUCAAAACGUGGACAGAACAAUACUGUGGAAGAUUAUGAAGGUGCUGAUGAUCAAGCAGAAGACGCUCUACAGAUAGCAUUGAGAUAUUUUGAGAAAGGUCCCAUUAAAACUUCACAGAGUAAAGAGAAACACUUGAAAACUGUGGAAAAUGUGGCAUGGAAGAAUGGGUUAGCUCCAGAAGGAAUCGACAUUCUAUUAAGUGUGGCACUCAGUGGCAAAUUUGGGAGUGCUGUAAACACGCGGAUAUUCAAGUGUAUAAUUCCAGUAACUCUAAUAUCAGAAGAUUCUGUGGUUAAGGCGGUCUCCUGGCUUUGUGCUGGCAAGUGUUCUGGUAGCACCAAGGUGCUUUUUUAUCGUUGGCUGGUUGCAAUGUUUGACUUCAUUGAUCACAAGGAGCAAAUUAACUUGCUCUAUGGCUUCUUUUUUGCUUCAUUGCAAGAUGAUGAACUGUGCCCUUAUGUCUGCCAUUUGUUAUAUUUACUUACCAAAAAAGAGAAUGUCAAACCAUUUCGUGUGAGAAAACUGCUUGAUCUUCAGGCCAAAAUGGGAAUGCAGCCUCAUCUCCAGGCUUUGUUGUCACUGUAUAAAUUCUUUGUUCCUACUUUGAUUUCUGUAUCUUUGCCUAUGAGAAAGAAGAUCUAUUUUAAGAAUUCAGAGAAUCUGUGGAAGACCGCUCUACUUGCUCUGAGGUCAAGGAAUCAAGGAUUUCCUUCAGAACCUCUAAAGUUGAUGUUAGCUAAUGUCCAUCCUAUAAAAAGAAAUUGGAAUUCUCACUCAAUUAUACCAGUGCUAAAUUCCUGUAACUACAGUAAAGAAAGUAGAAAAAAAAGGAUGAAUCUUUCCGAUUACUUCAGUAGCAAUGGAUCAUUUCCACUGGAACAGCUUAAAAGCUUCCCUCAACUCUUACAGAACAUUCAUUGCUUAGAGCUGCCUUCUCAGAUGGGCGCAGUGCUGAACAGCUCUCUGCUACUUCACUAUAUUAACUGUGUCAGAGAUGAGUCAGUCUUACUGAGGCUGUAUCACUGGUUGAGUCAAACAUUACAAGAAGAGUGUAUUUGGUACAAGGUGAAUAAUUAUGAUCAUGGAAAAGAAUUUGCCAACUUCCUGGACACUAUCCUCAGGGCAGAAUGCUUCUUACAAGAGGGGUUUUAUUCCUGUGAAGCAUUCCUGUAUAAGAGCCUUCCUCUCUGGGAUGGCAUCUGUUGUCGAUCACAGUUCCUUCAACUUGUGAGCUGGAUUCCUUUUAGUAGCUUCUCUGAGGUGAAGCCACUUCUUUUUGACCACCUUUCUCGGCUUUUCUUUACAUCAUCUAUUUUUUUCAAGUGUAGUGUUCUUCAGUGUCUGAAAGAACUACUGCAGAAUUGGCUGCUGUGGCUUUCUGUGGACAUCCAUGUGAAAUCUGUGAGGAACAGUCCUCUGUGA